Molecule: messenger RNA, 1068 nt
Organism: Penicillium arizonense
Lineage: Eukaryota; Fungi; Ascomycota; Eurotiomycetes; Eurotiales; Aspergillaceae
Product: dihydroorotase
Exons: 3
Coding region: 1-1068 (355 amino acids)
Biological process (GO): 'de novo' pyrimidine nucleobase biosynthetic process; pyrimidine nucleotide biosynthetic process
Cellular component (GO): cytoplasm
Molecular function (GO): dihydroorotase activity
Source: RefSeq, a predicted model, not a curated record
AUGCCCCUUUCCAAGCUGCAGGGCGUCAAGCUCCCUGCUUCGGCCGACUUCCAUGUCCACCUUCGUGAUGGCCCAAUGAUGGAGCUGGUGACUCCCACCAUUCGUCAGGGAGGCGUGAACACCGUUUUUGUCAUGCCUAACCUGGUGCCACCCAUUACCACCGUCGACCGUGCCCUGGACUACCAGAAGAGCCUACAGGCUCUCGAGCCCAAUGUCAACUUCCUCAUGUCGCUGUACCUCCACGAGACCGUGACCCCGGAAACCAUUAUCGAAGCUAAGAAGCGCGGCAUCACUGGCGUCAAGAGUUACCCGGCCGGUGUGACGACCAAUUCCUCCUCCGGUGUCGUCGAUUAUACCCAGUUCUAUCCCGUGUUCGCAGAGAUGGAGAAGCAAGAGAUGAUUCUGAACCUGCAUGGCGAAGCCCCCUCAGGUGAGGACGUGACGGUACUGACAGCCGAGGAGCGGUUCCUUCCUAAGCUCUUCGAGCUGCACGAGAAGUUCCCCAAGCUGCGCAUCAUUUUGGAGCACUGCACUACUGCCGCGGCCGUGGAGGCUGUCAAGAAGUGCGGACCCACUGUUUCCGGCACCAUCACAGCCCACCACCUGUCCAUCAUUAUCGAUUCGUGGGCUGGCGAUCCAUUCUGCUUCUGCAAGCCUGUUGCCAAGACCCCCGCGGACCGCGAUGCACUUCUCCGUGCUGCUGCCUCGGGUAACCCCAAGUUCUUCUUCGGCUCUGACAGCGCCCCGCACCCAGCGGCCUCCAAGCGUGGAGGCGAGAAGAUCGCUGCGGGUGUGUUCACUCAGCCGUACACCACUCAGGUUGUGGUCGACGCCUUCGAGCAGGCCUGCGACAACGGAGUCCUCAAGGAGGAGGAUAUAACACCAGAGAUUGUCGAGGGCUUCAUGAGCAAGUUCGGACGCGCCUUCUAUGGCCUGCCGGAAGAAAAGAAGGAAUUCAUCACGAUCGAGAAGAAGGGCGAGAAGAUCUCAGCAAUCCUCGAGUCAGACAAGAUCGACGUUGUCCCCUUCCGGAAGACCCAGGAGACAUGGAGCGUCUCUUGGUCUUGA